Molecule: messenger RNA, 2929 nt
Organism: Plasmodium reichenowi
Lineage: Eukaryota; Apicomplexa; Aconoidasida; Haemosporida; Plasmodiidae
Exons: 1
Biological process (GO): inner dynein arm assembly; cilium movement; cilium-dependent cell motility
Cellular component (GO): axoneme
Source: RefSeq, a predicted model, not a curated record
GGUAAUAAAUUUAAAAAAAAAAAAAAAAAAAAAGGAUAAGGAUGAGCAUGACGAUGAGCAUGAUGAUGAGCAUGAUGAUACAGAUUCUUUAUACUACAAAAGAACAUUAGAUGAAGCAUAUGAUACAAGCGAUAUAUCAACAGAUGAAAUCUUGAGUAAUUAUAAUAGUAGUGAAGAUAAUAAUAGUGAUAAUAAUAUACAGAUGAAUAUAAUAAAUGAUAUUUAUUUAAAUGAAGAUAAUACAAAUUGCCUUGAAUGGAAUAGUGAUAUUAUAAAUGUAUUAUCUGAAGAAAUAAAGGAAAAAGAAAAAUUAUUAGAAGAUGAAAAUAAAGAUAUAUGUAAUAUGAAAAGUCGUUUUUUAAAAUUAGAAAAAUAUGUAAAUAUUAAGAAAAAGAAAAUAAUAAAUAUUAAAAAGAAUAUUGAAGAAAAGAGAAAAAUGGAAUUCGAUCAAAAAGAGAUAUUUAAAUGCUUACAAAUUAAAAAUGAUUUUUUAAAAAAAGAAAAUAAAAAAAUACAAUUAGAAAGAGAAAACAAUAAUAAGAAAAUUAUUGACACACAAAAUGAUAUAACAACAUGUGAAAAAAAUAUACAUGAUAUUAAAAAAGAAUUAAUUUUCAAAGAAAACGAAUUGAAUGAUUUCAUAAAUAAAAUCAAAAUUAUUCAACAAGAAGAAUAUGAAAUAGAAAAAAUAAAAUUAUCAAGAGAUAAAGAAAUACAAAAUGUAUCGUAUAAUUUAGAAAAAUAUAAUAAUGAAAAAAUACAACAAGAGAAAAAAUAUGAACAAAUGAAAAUGAAUAAUAUGAAAUUUGAUAUAGAACUUAAAUCAAUAAUAGAAGAAUAUUAUGAUAUAAAAAAAGACAUUAAAAAUAUUUCAAAUAAAUAUAUUUGUAUAAUGGAUAUGAUAAAAUGUAGAGAUAAAACUAUAUAUAAAUUUGAAAAGGAUUAUAGAAAAACAAUAAAUAAAGAAAAACAAUUACAAAAUAAAUGUCUACAUAAAGAAAAUCUUAUUAAUACCCAAAAUGAUAAAAAUAUCAUUUUAAAUAAUCAAAUUAAAAAAAUUCAAUUUGAUAUUAAUAAAAUUAGAAAAGAAUUAAACGAUAAACAAAUGUCUUAUGAUAAAACUAUUAUAGAUAGAGAUCAUUUAAAUAAAGAAUAUGAAUAUGAAAUAGUAGAAGUCAAAGAAAAAUUACAAGAAGAAAAAACAAGUUUAGAAAAUACAUUACAACAUUUAAAUGAAACCUAUAUAACAAUGUCUAAUAAUUAUCAAGAAUCCAAAAAUGAAUAUGAAAAAGAACAAGUAAAUAAUAUCGAAAAAAAUGAUUUAAUAAAAUCUAGUGAACAGAUUCUUGUUCAACUACAAAAUAAAUUACAAAAACUGUUAGAUGAAAUUAAAAAUCUAGAUCUAGAAAAAUUCCAACUAACUCAAACUUUACAAAUAAUCAAAAAUGAUUAUAUAACAUUAGAAGCAGAUGUUUUAGGUACACAAAUCAAAAUUAAACAAAUAAAAAAUAAUAUUAAAAAAACAGAAAAAGAAUUAGAAAGACAAAAAGAAAUGUUAUACAAAUUUGACUUCCAGACACAAGUUCUAACAAAAAAAAUAAACAUGAUCUCAGGUAUUAGCACAUUUGAAAAAAAAAAAGAAAACCAAAAAAAAAUCAUAUUAUUAGAAAAAGAAUUAUACAAAAAUGAAGAUAUAUAUAAUACAUUAAAUAAUGAAAUGAAACGAAUUAAUAUAGAAAUAAAAAAUAUUAAAAUAUAUCAAAAUGAAUUGCAACAACAAAAAAUUAAUUAUAAAAAUUUAUAUGAAAAAUUACAAUUGGAAAUUAAAUCUUUGGAAAGUACAAUAAAUAAUGAAAUAAAAGAAAAAGAAAAUAUUAUGCUUAUUGAAUUAAAUUUAAAAAUUGAAUUAGAUAAAUUAAAAUCUACUUUUUCAAAACAUGUAGAUAAUUUAAAUAUAUGUAAAAAAGAAAAAAAAGAAAAUAUGAAUAAUGCUAAAUUAUCUGAACAAGAUAUGAAUGCACAUAUGGAAUCUUUAAAAGUUAUCAUAAAAAAUAUUAAUGACGAAAUACAUAAAUUAAAUAUACAACUUUAUGAAAAAAAAAAUAAAUGUAAUAAUCUACAACUAAAAUUAAAUAGUAUAAUCAUAUGUAACCAAAAAAAUAAGGAUCAAAAAGAUAUCUGUCCUAAUGAAAAUCAACAUAUAUAUUAUAAAAUGAAAAUUGAUCAAGAUAUUAUUAAUUUAAAAGAUCAAUUAAAAAAAAUUAAUGAACAAAUAGACAAAGAAAAUAUCGAAACUAAAAAUUUUCAAAGAACCUUAGAUGAUAUCAUACAAACAAAUAAAGAAUUCAAUGAUAAUAUUAAAUCUAUAGAUCCUCAAUAUAAAAUAUUGUUAAAAAAAAAAAAUAAAUUAAAUAAAAAAUGGGAACAAAUAAAUGACCAUAUAAAUAUUCUAGAAACAAAUAUAAACGAUUAUAAUAAAAAAAUAAAAGAAGGAGAUUCUCAACUCAACAACAUACAAUUGCAAUGUGAACAGAUAGAAGAAAAAAUUAAUAAAAUUAAAGAAAGUAAUUUAAAGGUAGAAAAUAACAUAAAUGAUUUAUUUAUUAAAAUUGAAAGAGCAUCUAACCAAUUGAAAAAAAAUUUAGCACCUACUACCAACAUGAUGAAAUUAAAAAAUAAGCAAAUAAAAGACGAGCAAAAUAAUCUAUCAAACAAUAACAACAACAACAAUAAUAAUAAUAAUAAUAAUAAUAAUAACAAUAAUAUUAAUGUUAAUUAUGAGCCAGUUCCUUUGGAAAAACAUAUUUUUAAGCAAAUACAAAUGGAAUCAUUAAAAGAAAAAUUAUCUCUACUUAUGGAAUGCUUUAAAACCAAUGUUGAUAAUGUUAUUAUGAAGGAAGUAUUUAACCUUAUAGAAACAGCAGAAUAG